AUGCCUUCCAGAAGAAAUGACUCGGAGGUGCGGGUGAUCGGUUACGCUAGUAAAAGCCUCAGUCCAACCGAAAAGAGGUACUGCCAAACGGAGAAAGAAGCCCUCGCAUUAGUUUGGGCAGUUGAGCGUUUUUCGGUGUACUUGCUUGGACGUAAUUUCGAACUAGAAACGGAUCACAAGCCGCUGGAGAUUAUUUUCUCUCCCAGUUCGAGUCCAUGCCCUAGAAUCGAGCGUUGGGUCCUGAGGCUGCAAGCAUACCGGUUUGCAGUUAAGUAUCGGAAGGGCAGCAGUAACAUCGCAGAUCCGUUCUCGAGGCUGUGCACGCUGGAUGAAGGCGUGGACUUCGACAGCGACAGUAAGUUUCUGGUGUUGGCAAUCGCUGAGUCAGCAGCUAUCGAUACGAACGAACUGGAGAGAGCCUCACAGGGAGAUGGAGAGCUGGCAGCAGUCCGCGAGUGCGUCCGUAGCGGCGUAUGGAACCAACCUGAUGCUAAGCCGUACGAGAGAUUCCAGGGGGAGCUCGGCGUGCUAGGAGAAUCACUGCUGGUUCGAGGGUCAAAGCUAGUUGUUCCGCGGGCGUUGCGACCGAGGAUGCUCGACCUCGGACAUGAAGGUCAUCCGGGAGAGACAGUCAUGAAGCGUCGGCUAAGAGAUAGGGUGUGGUGGCCUAACAUGGACGGUGACAUCGUUAAACACGUAACAGGUUGCGAGGGAUGCAGACUGAUCGGCCUGCCGAGUAAGCCCGAACCGAUGUGCCGCAGGGAGCUUCCGACGAAACCAUGGGUGGACGUCGCAAUCGACUUCCUGGGUCCGUUGCCGUCUGGAGAAUACCUGCUAGUGAUCGUGGAUUAUUACAGCCGGUAUAAGGAGAUCGAGGUAAUGAAGCACAUAACCGCUGAGGAAACUACGAAACGGCUGCACAGGAUAUUCACUCGUCUGGGUUUUCCGGUCACUAUCACUCUGGACAAUGGCAGACAAUUUGUGAGCACACAUUUCGAUCAUUACUGCAAGCAACAUGGAAUAUCACUGAACUACUCAACUCCUUACUGGCCACAAGAGAACGGCCUCGUCGAGCGCCAGAAUCGAUCCCUGAUCAAGCGACUGCAGAUCAGCCACGCGUUGGGACGCGACUGGAAAGAGGAUUUGGCGGGCUAUUUGUUGAUGUACUACACGACUCCACACUCAACAACGGGGAAGACGCCGACUGAGCUGUGCUACGGCAGAACCAUCAGAUCGAAAAUUCCCAGCUUGAUCGACGUGGAGUCGACUCCUAAUGACGAGGACUUCCGGGAAAGGGACCGUUUGCUGAAACAAAAAGGGAAAGAAUUGGAGGACAAGAAACGCCACGCCAGACCAUCUGAUCUACAACCGGGAGACACAGUCCUAAUGAAAAAUGUACUUCCGGGCAACAAGCUGACGACGGCCUACAGUCCAAAGGAACAUGUCGUUUUGAGCAAGGAGGGCGGUCGCGUCACCGUGCAAGACAAGGAGUCACGGAAGGUAUACAAACGGAACGUCACACAUUUGAAGCGAGUGCCAGUCGAGGCACCGAGCGAAUCUUCGGUGGCGGGAAGUGUGGAAGCGCCCCAGGAAGAUCCAGUGCCCCCAGUCGAACUCAGACCAUCACCGAUAGCGGAGGAAGCUCAAGCAGAUAAUCAUUUCAGGAAUCGACGCGAACCGAUUUUGUUGUUGUUUUCGAUUUGUUCGCGUGUGAAUGAUGGAAAAUUGGACAAAUUGGAUUGCGGUUAUCAAAAUUCCGCUAUUACGACGACUGGACUUUUCGCUGGGGCGAUUUUCGACCAAUUCUCAUUCAAGGACCCGAAGAAGCCCAAGACGGAGGAGGGCGAGGGUAUCGGGCAGGUGCCGAUGCGGAAGAUUAUCGUGGUGGUGCAGCGGAUGGGCGACUACGUACCAAGCGGAUUGCACGGGCUGCUGGAGCACACUCUCACCAUAGAUCACUGCACCGGCGACAAGUGGUACAUGUUUAGGCGAGUCCCAUUUUUUUAAUUCGCUAGUAGGAUUUUUAAAAUUUCUUUCGACAUUCCAGAUUCUUCGAAAAAAAAAAAAAACGCCGAGGCCAAAAACUUGCAGCGCAAGCUCAAAUCGGUCCUUCAACCGUCGCAAGCAGUACCCUUUGGAACUGGUGCUGACACCGAUUCGUGAGUUGGACAUGCAAAUCUUCUAAUAGUCAAAGAAACGUCUUGUAUUCGCUUUCCCGUGCUGGACGAGGCAGACCGUAGCUGGACUUGGGAUUCAAGGGCCACCAGAUAAGUUGAAUCGAGUGCUAAUAAUAAAAUUGUGAAAUAAUUUGCUUUAAAAUAUAUACUUCUGCGUAAAAUGACUUGUUUUUAUUUAUUCUUAACAAAAAUUAAAUUUUACUAUUAAACAGCAUUUUUCAUUGUAAAAUUUACAGGAAAAAGUCGUUGUUAAAGCACUGUUGAACGAUGUUUCAAAUCGAUAAAUUCAACAUUAAAAUAACAGCGAAGUCCACUGUUUCCCAUACAAAAAAAACUUCGUUGUGAAUACGCUUAACCAAACCGCUGCGAUUGACAUGCGGCGCGCCAGGUUCCAGAUCAAUUGAUAAUCUCGGACAUUCGCGGCGAUUCUAACGAAUUAGUGAAUCAAUAAGAUCAGAAAAACUGUUCGUGUAAUUUCUGAACCAUAUGGUGUUA
Molecule: messenger RNA, 2672 nt
Organism: Culex pipiens pallens (northern house mosquito)
Lineage: Eukaryota; Metazoa; Arthropoda; Insecta; Diptera; Culicidae
Exons: 4
Coding region: 1-2007 (668 amino acids)
Biological process (GO): DNA integration
Molecular function (GO): nucleic acid binding
Source: RefSeq, a predicted model, not a curated record